This is a messenger RNA of Pangasianodon hypophthalmus (striped catfish), 7974 nucleotides long. RefSeq lists its product as uncharacterized. Lineage: Eukaryota; Metazoa; Chordata; Actinopteri; Siluriformes; Pangasiidae. The record is from RefSeq and is a predicted model, not a curated record. The transcript has 2 exons. The coding region runs from base 266 to 1117 and encodes 283 amino acids.
UGUAGUUCGGAAGAAGUGUGCUCGUGUUGCGCUGCUGUGCGGUUCGGGGGAGGGAAACGGGGAGAAAACGUUUGUUUUGCUUUCCUUUUAGUUUAUUUCAGUUAAGCCAGCUGGGAGUUAUUGUGCACUGCAACCCAUAACCUUUAUCUGACUCAUCAUUUGCCCGAACAUGAACUAACGAGGUGCUGAAGCGGUGAAGACCUGUGGAGCAGUGGACAGCAGCUGAUGUUCAUGCAAGAUGAGAAGAGUAAGGUAGAGAGAAUCAAUGCUGUUCUCGGUCUGUCGAGACAUGCGGCGCAUGUGGCAGGGCAUCCAGGCUAUCACAAACUAUAGAACAUCACCACCUGCCUGUGACAGUGAUGCCUACCUCCCAGAUGUGCUGAACAACUUCUACGCUCGGUUUGAGGCGCAGAAUGUUGUAAUGGCAAGGAAGAACACUCCUUCUCCCAAGGACCAGGUGUUGUGCCUAACCACGGCCGAUGUGAGGAAGACUCUACACGGAGUCAACCUGCGGAAGGCUGCUGGACCAGACAACAUUCCUGGCAGAGUGCUCAGAGGAUGUGCAGACCAGCUGGUGGAUGUUCCCACCGACAUCUUCAACAUCUCCCUGAGCCGCGGCGUCGUUCCGACAUGCUUCAAGGCCACCACCAUCGUCCCCAUGCCGAAGAAGUCUUCAGUGUCCUGCCUCAACGACUACCAUCCUGUUGCACUUACACCCAUCAUCAUGAAGUGCUUCGAGAGGCUCGUCAUGAGGCACAUCAAGACCAUGCUGCCCCCCUCACUUGACCCUCUGCAAUUCGCUUACUGCCCCAACUGCUCAACAGACAACGCCAUCACCACCACCCUCCAUCUGGCCCUCACCCACCUGGACAAUAACGAUAUACAUGUUCGAAUGCUGUUCAUAGACUUCAGUUCAGCAUUCAACACAAUCAUUCCUCAGCACCUGAUUGGUAAGCUGAAUCUGCUGGGCCUGAACACCUCCCUCUGCAACUGGAUCCUGGACUUCCUGACCGGGAGACCUCAGUCAGUCCGGAUCGGGAACAGCAUCUCCAACACCAGCACACUGAGCACUGGGGCCCCCAGGGCUGCGUGCUCAGUCCGCUGCUGUUCACCCUGAUGACUCACAACUGUGGUGGGUCUCAUCAGCAAGAACGAUGAGUCAGCAUACAGGGAGGAGGUGCAGCGGCUAACGGACUGGUGCAGAGCCAACAACCUGUCUCUAAAUGUGGACAAAACUAAAGAGAUGGUUGUUGACUUCAGAAGAGCAAAGAGUGACCACUCUCCACUGCACAUCGGCAGCUACUCCGUGGAGAUCGUCAAGAGCACCAAAUUUCUUGGUGUUCACCUGGCGGAGAACCUCACCUGGUCGCUCAACACCAGUUCCAUGACCAAGAAAGCCCAGCAGUGCCUGGACUUUCUGAGAAGACUGAGGAAAGCACAUCUCCCACCCACCAUCCUCAACAUGUUCUACAGAGGGACUACCGAGAGCAUCCUGUACAGCUGCAUCACUGCCUGGUUUGGGAAUUGCACCGUCUCGGAUUGCAAGACCCUUCAGUGGAUAGUGAGGACAGCUGAGAAGAUCAUUGGGGUCUUUCUACCCUCCAUCAUAGACAUUUACACCACACGCUGCAUCCGCAAAGCUACCAGCAUUGUGGACGACCCCACACACCCCACACACACUCCUCACCCUCCUGCCGUCUGGCAAACGGUACCGAAGCAUUCGGGUCCUCACGACCAGACUGUGCAACAGUUUCUUCCCCCAAGCCAUCAGACUCCUCAAUACUCAGAAACUGGACUGAAAGAACACACACACACACAACUGUGCAUCCUCCAUCCUCUUUGCAAUUCUUUGCACAUUACAUUAUGCUGCUACAAAUAUUUAUUAUACUGUACAUAGGCUGCUACUUCUUAUGUUUACACCUACAGCAGCUUAUAUUGUACUCUUUGCACUAUUGUCACUGGAUUCACUUUCUAAUAGAACUGUGUGCUGGUCGGCGCUGCACUGGGACUUACUGAGCCCAUUGUCUAUCCCAGUAGUCAUUGUACUGUCUUGUGCUGUCUGCAUGUUUGCACUUGUGCACUUUAUGUAUAAAUUUAUGUAGUCCCUUAUAGUUCUGUGUUGUUCGGUGUUUGUCUUAUGUACCACCUUGGUCCUGGAGAAACGUUGUUUCAUUUCAGUAUGUACUAACUGGCUAUAUAUGGUUGAAUUGACAAUAAACUCCACUUGACUUGACUUGACAUCGCUGGCCAUUACUUUUUUGAAGCAGGAAGUUGCUGUUCGGUCCACUAUUGUGGAGCGUAAGCCAAAUGUUACACCUGAAAUUGUCAGCUCAUCAGCUCUGUCACACAAGUCUGGUGAAACCAUGGAGGGAAUCCUGACCAUGUUGGAGCGUGUUUUGGGAUUGAAACCACUGCAAAGCCAGAGUAGUGCAGGGUGGCAAAACUUUAAGCUUCAGAAGAACAGAGUCAGGCCAACAUUGCCUUGUGAGGUGUGUGGGGAUGUUACACCACUCAUUUUCACUGUAGGGCAAAUCAUCUCUGUUUUUUUGUUGCAAAGCAGGGCAUGCAUUUGGUGUGUGUCCUCAAGCAGAAGCCUGUAUUUGGCCAAAUACAGGCUUUGGCUUGAGGACACAGGCUGCCCUUACCUGCCAUCAUCUUAUCAAAUGUCAGAUCUCUGAGGAAUAAACUUUUUUUGCAUUGAUCAGAUAUGAUGAGGAUUAUAGUUGCACAAGCCUUUUUUGUUUUACCGAGACUUGGCUCUCUCAGGAAACAGUGGACUUUCAUUUGGAUGGUUUUACUUUGAUUCGGUUUGAUUGAGAUAUUCUUAAAACGCAGAAAACUGUUGGUGGGGGGCUUUGCAUGGCUGUAAAUAAUAGAUGGGCGACUAACUUUACGUUGAGGGAAACCCAGUGUUCAAAACACUAUGAAAUCAUGGUGGUUUCCUUUCGUCCACAUUAUCUUCCACGAGAAUUUACCCAAUUUACAGUGAUAUUGGUGUAUGUUCCGGGACCUGAUUUUAUGCUCGAUGCUAAAAGCAUUGCAGACACUUUUAAUAACAUUGUAAACGGAGUUGGAGAUCAGCCAGUGUUUCUGCUUGGAGAUUUUAAUCGAUGUGACGUCACUACAUUUCUGCCGAAUCUGGAGCAAUAUGUCACAUCUGCCACUAGACUGGAUAAAACAUUGGAUCUGUGCUAUGUAAAUAUACCUGGUGCUUACAUCUCUAAGGUACGUCUCCCUCUGGGUCAAUCUGAUCAUAAUGCUGUUCUUCUCUUGCCUCAGUAUAAGCAAAAACUAAAGAAACCAGGAAACCAGGUCUAUUCAGGUAUGGGACUUUGAUUCCAUUGAAACACUAAAAGGAUGUUUCGAAGGUACAGAUUGGAAUGUAUUUUUAAAGGACUGUGGAAAUGAUGUUGGAUAUGUUAAAUGCUUCUAUAUCUGGGUAUGUGGAUUUUUGUGUACACAGUGUUAUUCCUGUGAAACGUGUAAAAUGAUACCCUAAUAACAAAUAACAAACCUUGGGUCACAAAGGAUCUUAAACACUGUUUGAAUCUUUAAAAAAUAGCUUUUUUAAAUGGAGAUAAACAUGGUGUUAAACUCUUGCAAAAAGAAUUAAAGCAAAAAAUUAAGGAGGCUAAACUGCAGUAUAAACGGAAGGUUGAGGAAAAGUUUAAAAUGAGUAAUGCACAGUUGGCCUGGCAAGGCCUAAACAGUAUGAUGGGGAGGAAUCAGAAGCAUAAUAAUAUUCAGUGUCCUGAUUCUGCCUGUUUUGCUUCUGAAUUGAAUCAGUUUUAAGCUCGUUUUAAUAAUAAUUCUGAUGAGAAAUGGACUCCAACAGGGCAUCCUGUGUUUCUCCCUAUAAUAAUAGAGGAAAAGACAGUGGAAGAGGUUUUAUUAUGAGUUAAACCCCAAAAGACAAUGGGGCCUGAUGGAAUAAAGCGGAAGGUGCUGAGAGAAUGUGCAACACAGCUGAAGGGAGUGUUAACACAGCUUUUUCAGUUGUCAUUUGACUGUAAUGUUGUACCUCAGCCCUGGAAAGAGAGUACCAUUAUUCCACUGCCAAAAAAGGCACAUGCUAAGGAUCUUAUAGACUACAGACCAGUGGCUUUAACAUCUGUGCUUUGUAAGACCUACCGAGCCAGUAUCAGAAUGUAUUUUUGGAUAGACUUCAAAGCACUAUUGUAAGUCGCUCUGGAUAAGGGCGUCUGCCAAAUGCCAUAAAUGUAAAUGUAAAUGUAAGUGCAUGGAGAGAGUAGUUCGUCAACAACUCUCCCAAGAAUUGACUGGGAAACUGGAUCCUUUGCAGUUUGCUUACAGAGUUGGGUGUAUAGUUGAAGAUGCCACCCUCACUCUGAUGGAUAAGGUUGGAAAAUACUUGGAUGCGGCAGAUUGUUGAGUUAGGAUUUUAUUUAUGGAUUUUUCUUCCGCUUUUAAUACUGUGAACAUAAAUAUUCUUUUGAGGCAGCUGGAGGAGUUGCAGGUGCACCAAACCCUUAUCUUAUGGAUUAACAGUUUUUUACGGGACUGUCCGCAGCAUGUAUUGGUGAAUGGCAAAAAGUCGGAGAAUGUGGUUUUAAACAUUGGCCUUCCACAGGGGUGUGUUUUAUCACCAAUUCUAUUUUCUAUUUAUACAAACGAAGUGACCUGUGAUAACGAUAAAUUGACGCUUAUAAAAUAUGCAGAUGAUAUGGCACUGGUGGGAUGUGUAAAGGAUAUUCAGUCAUUAGAUACUUACCUCAAUUUUGUUAAUUUUAUCACAGUUUGGACAGAGGAGAGUUCUUUGCAGCUUAAUAUUAAUAAAACUAAAGAAAUGUGUUGUGGGGUGAACAAUGUACGAGCACUUUGUGAACCUGUGUUAAUUAAUGGAGAGGAGGUUGAACAGGUAGGAUCUUUUAAAUUUUUAGGUACAGAGAUUGACUCCCAAUUUUCAUUUGAUAAGCAUUCAGACAAUGUUUUUAAAAAGACUUAUCAACGUUUAGGCUAAUUGAGAAAACUGAGGAGUUUUAACAUUGAAAAGGACGUUUUGAUGGUUGUAUAUAAAUCACUUAUCGAAUCUGUUCUUACUUUUAAUAUUGUAUCCUGGUUUAACUCUCUUUCUGUGAAAAGCAAAAACAAACUUUUAAGGAUUAUAAAUGUGGCGAGUAAAAUACUUGGUGAGAGACAAACACCUCUCCCUGAUCUCUUUACUGUGGCAUUAAAAAGGAAAGCCUCUGUUACUGUGGGAGACUCGUCUCAUCCCCUGUAUAGUUCUUUCAAGUUACUUCCCUCUGGCAGACGGUAUAAAGUGCCUUUAGUGAAAAGGGCCAAGUAUAAGACGACCUUUAUCCCAACUGCGAUUGGUAUUUUAAAUAGGAUCUUAAAAUGAAUUUUUUAUGUAUUAUUAUAGUUGUGAAGUGAUGUAUGUAAUGUAAAGUGUUGUUGUGAUGGUUAUUUGUAUUGUUUGUGUGUUGAGCCUUUUGUCUAAAGAGCAGCUUUUACGUUAUCAUUCCGACUUUGGUAGUUAAUGGACAGGAUGACGAUCUUAUUCUUGGCAGUAACCUGUUGAAACAUCUGAUUCGCCAGCUGAGGAACUCCCAGGAGUUGUUAGAGAAUGUGUCAAACUCUGAUUAUGAUAUUGCUGAACAAGACAAUAUUUUAAACUAAUUUAAAAAAUAAACUAAUUUGAAUGAGGCUUUCUUAAUUUCAGUGGAUGCUUCCUCUAAUGGGCUCGGGUCUGUACUGUCACAGGUUCCUAGUGGUGGUACCCCCACCACUUCUGAAUUAUUAGCAUCCUCUGAUAUAGUAGCUACGGCUUCAGCAGCCAAUGGGCCAUCUUGUAGCUUAGAGCUGGGUUCUCCAUCUGCAAUGUUAAGUUCCCCACCCAUGUCUGUUGCCUUGUCCUCAGGCCAGCCUGGUACAGAUGCAGGGCUUGUGUAACGGACAGGCAGAGCCACUGCAGGACAAUAUUCUAAUGUCCACUACCUCCCAUGAGCAGUGGGGAGGGUAAUAUGGGCAGUUUUUACCCCAGGUCCUGUAUCUAGUACAUCUGCUUUUUUCGACCUUGGAGUUGAUUGGUGUGGUUUAUUAGUCUUAGUUUAUCGGGUGAUGAUUUAAAAAGCAGAAGGUAGAAUGUAGUUGAGUGUGGUAACAAUGUUUUGUUUUUUGGUGUUGUAAUUAUAUUGUGGAUGGAUGGCCUAUGAGCUUCUGCUAUUGGGGUAUUUAAGCAUCUGUCUAUGCCACUUGGGAUGCGUUAUGGUCGAGGAUCAGCCCUUUCCGUUUAAGCACUACCGAAGAGGUAUGUUUGUUAAUGGGGUGGCUUUGUGUCAUUUAGUGUUUGUUUUAAGUAAUAAUACUUAUUUCUACUUGAUUGUAGUGUAAUUUGGAGAUGUCGUGUGUUUUAACAAAACACACCGCUGAUGAUAGGCUGCUUGCUCCCAGGUUUGUCGAGGUAAAUUAUUGAGUUCUGGUUAGGAUUAGUGGUAGGCCUAAUGACUGUUUGUGCGAAUUUGUAUCUUUGGCAUACCGGCUGUUGCUCACAUAAACAUCAUUAAUUGACAUUUACUACUUUGGUAGGUGAUCUUUUUUAUCGCUUAGUUGAGUUGAAUGACUUUUGUUUUUGUAGUAAUGUUGGUUUGUUUUGACUAGGCUCGAUUGCAUAUUCAGCUGUGUGCUCAUUGUCGGGGUGACGAAGAUUACCGUCAGUUCUGUCCCGCUCUUCAGGCAGCACUGCUGUUUUGUUUCUGUUUUGUUUCACUUUGCUUUCUUGGCUUUUUUUUAUUGUAUUAUCAUUAUUGAUAUUGUUUUUUUCCUUUUUGUUGGUUUGUUUUUAAUCAUUUGUUCCCAUUUUGUUUUGUUUUUGCCAAAUUUUGAGUUGUGUCUUGCCCUUGUGUGAGCUCUUUGGCUCUAGAUUGUUUUUAGAUUUCUUUAAUAGGGUUGAGUUGUUUUGGUGCUACCACCUAUUCGGCUCUAUGGAUUUUUCUUCUGCUUUUAAUACUGUGAACAUAAAUAUUCUUUUGAGGCAGCUGGAGGAGUUGCAGGUGCACCAAACCCUUAUCUUAUGGAUUAACAGUUUUUUUACGGGACUGUCCGCAGCAUGUAUUGGUGAAUGGCAAAAAGUCGGAGAAUGUGGUUUUAAACAUUGGCCUUCCACAGGGGUGUGUUUUAUCACCAAUUCUAUUUUCUAUUUAUACAAACGAAGUGACCUGUGAUAACGAUAAAUUGACGCUUAUAAAAUAUGCAGACGAUAUGGCACUGGUGGGAUGUGUAAAGGAUAUUCAGUCAUUAAAUACUUACCUCAAUUUUGUUAAUUUUAUCACAGUUUGGACAGAGGAGAGUUCUUUGCAGCUUAAUAUUAAUAAAACUAAAGAAAUGUGUUGUGGGGUGAACAAUGUACGAGCACUUUGUGAACCUGUGUUAAUUAAUGGAGAGGAAGUUGAACAGGUGGGAUCUUUUAAAUUUUUAGGUACAGAGAUUGACUCCCAAUUUUCAUUUGUUAAGCAUUCAGACAAUGUUUUUAAAAAGGCUUAUCAACGUUUAGGCUAAUUGAGAAAACUGAGGAGUUUUAACAUUGAAAAGGACGUUUUGAUGGUUGUAUAUAAAUCACUUAUCAAAUCUGUUCUUACUUUUAAUAUUGUAUCCUGGUUUAACUCUCUUUCUGUGAAAAGCAAAAACAAACUUUUAAGGAUUAUAAAUGUGGCGAGUAAAAUACUUGGUGAGAGACAAACACCUCUCCCUGAUCUCUUUACUGUGGCAUUAAAAAGGAAAGCCUCUGUUAUUGUGGGAGACUCGUCUCAUCCCCUGUAUAGUUCUUUCAAGUUACUUCCCUCUGGCAGACGGUAUAAAGUGCCUUUAGUGAAAAGGGCCAAGUAUAAGACAACCUUUAUCCCAACUGCGAUUGGUAUUUUAAAUAGGAUCUUAAAAUGAAUUUUUUAUGUAUUAUUAUAGUUGUGAAGUGAUGUAUGUAAUGUAAAGUGUUGUUGUGAUGAUUAUUUGUAUUGU